Columba livia (rock pigeon) is the source of this 18161-nucleotide messenger RNA. It is a transcript of the gene GABRG2, whose product is annotated as gamma-aminobutyric acid type A receptor subunit gamma2. The record is from RefSeq and is a predicted model, not a curated record. The transcript has 7 exons. Gene Ontology annotation, biological process: gamma-aminobutyric acid signaling pathway; signal transduction; regulation of postsynaptic membrane potential. Gene Ontology annotation, cellular component: GABA-A receptor complex; neuron projection; postsynapse. Lineage: Eukaryota; Metazoa; Chordata; Aves; Columbiformes; Columbidae. Gene Ontology annotation, molecular function: inhibitory extracellular ligand-gated monoatomic ion channel activity; benzodiazepine receptor activity; GABA-gated chloride ion channel activity. Bases 725 to 1516 code for a protein of 263 amino acids.
UUUUCCUUUGCAAUCACGAUUUCCAGGCUGUUUAGAAAAAUGAGGAUGCUCAGCAGCACAGGGCAAGCUUUUCCUUCCAACCUCCCUUUUUAUGCCUGCCAAAUCCUUCUUGCCUCCCAAAUGAAAAGCAAGGCUGCCUGCAUAUGUGUAAUCAAAGGUUAAAAAGCACCCCGGCUGACACCACGCAUGUGUUAAUCUGUGCUGCAGCAGAGUGCAUCAUUUCCACUUUGACCUCAGAGUUAAUCUGCAUUCAGGCAGAAGAUCCAUAGCUUUAUUCUUUUUCUUUUUUUCUCUCCUCUCAUUUGCUCUUUCUAUUGCUUUAUCGGCUUUUGUUGCAUGUGUGUGAGCGGUUCUGUAAAUGUGUGCAUGCAUUUCUCCUUUCCUUGACUGUUUUUAUUCUCCGAGUGUCUGCGGUUUUGUUGGUUUGGGGUUUUUCCCUUUGUUUUUUUUCUCUCCCAAUUAUAUUAUUCCCCUAGAUUUGGAAGCUGCUGCCUGCUGCCUGAGCUGACGUUUCUGAUUAUAUCUGCAAAGGGCUUGUGCAGAUCUAAUUUCUGUCCCCCUGCAUAUUAAUUCCCGCAGCUGGGCGCAAUGUAUCAUCCCACUGACGGGACCUGGUAGGGAGGGGGGGAGAACCACUACCAAAAAAAAUUAAAGAAGGAGACGGAUCCAUCUGCAACCCAGAGGAAAGGGGAAAAAAACUGGUGGGGGGGUUGGAGAAAAAGAGAUGAGUCCUCCAAAUCCGACAAGCCUGGGGAGCACUGCAUUCUUGAAUCCUGCAUUUUCUCUCAAAAUGAUGGUGUGGGCACUUCUGUUCCUCUCUCUCAUCCAGUGCUCCACCCAAAAGGGAGAUGAUGAUUAUGAAGAUUACACUUCAAAUAAAACUUGGGUUUUGACUCCCAAAGUCCAUGAGAGUGAUGUCACUCUUAUUUUAAAUGGCUUGCUGGAAGGAUAUGACAACAAAUUAAGACCUGACAUAGGAGUUAAACCAACAGUCAUUCAUACCGACAUGUAUGUAAAUAGCAUUGGGCCUGUGAACGCUAUCAACAUGGAAUAUACAAUUGAUAUAUUUUUCGCCCAAACGUGGUAUGACAGACGUCUGAAGUUCAACAGCACAAUAAAAGUGCUCAGAUUAAACAGCAACAUGGUUGGGAAGAUCUGGAUACCAGAUACAUUUUUCCGAAAUUCCAAGAAAGCUGAUGCUCAUUGGAUAACAACUCCUAAUAGGAUGCUCAGGAUCUGGAAUGACGGCAGAGUCUUGUACACAUUGAGGCUGACAAUUGAUGCCGAGUGUCAGCUACAGUUACACAACUUCCCAAUGGAUGCUCAUUCCUGCCCCCUGGAAUUUUCAAGCUAUGGCUACCCAAGAGAAGAGAUCAUUUACCAAUGGAAGCGCAGCUCGGUGGAGGUGGGGGACACCAGGUCCUGGAGGCUUUACCAGUUCUCCUUUACAGGAUUAAGAAAUACAACUGAGGUGGUGAAGACUACUUCAGACUCUCUUUUAUUUGAACUCACAUGAACCACUGUUCAACAUUACUGUACCCAACAGGUUAGUAUUUGAAAAAAAAUACAGGAGGAACUGAGUUAUUUAGCUUUCAUAUACCACCAUUAUGAAUGACUAUAGACAAUUCUGUGAGCAGAAAUAGGAUUUUUAUUAUGGUGAUAGCUUACAACAGUUCGAUAUUGCUGUCAGGGAAUAAAACCAGUCAAAGCCGACUACUCCUGCAUAUUUUUUGAAGGACAAUGAAUAACACACAUGUAUUGAAUGUGAAUAAAAAACUAUUCUCAAAUAAUGCAGAUACUCAUAUCUGUUCAGUCAUUCAUUCAACCAUAGCGAUUAAUGAACAUUUGCUAAAGUUAUAACUGUUGAAAUGUUCGUUCAUUGAAGAGAAUUAGUCUACACUUCAGGAUCAUGUUUUCAAAGAGUAAAGAUGAAUUAAUAGUACAAUUCCCUCCCUCCCAUACCUGUUGUAUACUUCACAUUUUCUCAUCCAAGUUGGUUAAUUGUGUGGCAAAUGAGUAUUUAUAGAUAAAUUCACAUGAUUGCAUAAAUGAACUAAUUCAGUAAGCAGGCCUUUUGGUUCCUCCAUGCCAUACAAACACCCAAGACCAAUGUACAUAUGUUUUUUCAGAAUUGCAAAAUCAGAACACUUUAGAACCAUUUAUCCUUAUAUAAUCCCCGCAAGGCAGAUGAGAUGACAGGGACAAGCUGACGGCUUUCUGAGAAACUAGACAAUGAGUUGCAGACAAGAGGGACAGAGGCCUUUCCUGAAAUGGCUGGGAAGGACUCGAGUCAAUUGCAUUAAUGCCUCUUCUGUACUGACUGUUCAGCCCUUGGCAGCAUCCCAAAAGACCUGGGAAAGUCUGCACAGCUGCCUUCCCACUUUCUUUAUUCAUCCAAACAGCUCUCUUCUCAACACCUGGUCUGUAGCUGGUUUUGAAACCACUGUGGACCCAUUCCUAUGACAGCAGAGCAAUAGGAAAAUCCAUGUCACCUUAACAGUAUAGGCCGAGGAGUAGGGAAUUUAACACAAAUGACAGAUCCAACAAGAAAGCCUGUGGAUUCAAGUAAUAUAUAUAAUUAAUAGCUAGCUUUGGCCUGUUUAUCUGCUCUGUGCUCAGUUAUGACCACAAUAAAAAGGAUCUUUUCAGUUUAUGUGUCAAGUGCAGUUGCACCCAUAUGAAAUAUGUUUCCACAAUGCCGUGAGCUGCUGUAAGACUCCCUGGAAAGAGCUUGAUGGGGAGCCCUGGGAGCCACCAAGCCAUGGCAGCAGCGAUGGAGCCAGGACUGAGGACCGAAGGGCCAUCAACCCUUUGGCAUUAAUACAAAAAAACGUCUAGAGCACAAAAAUUCCUUAACUUUGCUGUCUCUUUCACAGUGACGGGCUAGAUCAUAGUGGUUUAAUGGGCAGGAAGAAACCUCACUGUUCCUGUGGAAUCAAUAUGUUUAAAAUUCUUACAGAUUGAAAGAACCUGAUUUUUCUGUUCAGGUUUGUAUCUGUAUAGCUUCAAGUUUAGGCAUUCAAAUUCACCUUUUCUAAGUAAUCAUAUAAAGAGUUGAAAGGCUCUUUGAUGAUUAUUUUUUAUCUUUUGAGAGGGGUUAAAGGCUUUCUUAAAAUUCCAGUGACAGUAAUUCAGCCUGUUUUUACUCUCUGCUUUUCCUAGACUCUGACAACUGAGUCACCCCAGCAAAGUGAAAUCAUGACUGUCCCUGAGGAAAAGGGUUGUUGGGGCCUGAAGCCCCUUUCAACCCACCCCAGUAUGACUUCCGAAUUGAACAGGGAAACAGGGGAUUGAGUUUAUUUUUCUGAAUUUGUCUUUCUGAAGGUUUACCAUAUGUGUAAACACGGCAUGCUACCAUUUAAAUUGAGCUUUAGAAAGGUCAAGUAAGGAUAAAAAGGAUUAAUACCCAAGUAACAAGAGAAUAAGGGAUAAUGUGGCAUACUACAAGCAUUUCCACUGAACCUAAUGCAGGGUAAUUGCAAAAGCACAGAUGUUAAAGGCAAGGUUAGUUUUCUAAUAAAUACAGUUUUGUGGAUACAACAGAACAGCGGCUUUAAGAAAUAAUAUUUGUUCUUUUAAUAUCAAGAAAAUAAUUAGAUCUUUAUGAAAAAUUAAAUUAUUUUUAAAGUAAAGAAAAAUAUUACAUUGAAUGUUCUUAUUUUUACAAUAAAAAAAUCAGCAAAUUAAAUGAUUCUGAGUUUUAAAGCCUUUCUUUCUAAUAACUAAGCAUACAAUUUUUUUGUGAUGCCUCUAGUGCCCCUACAAAUAUACUUUCCUAAGUACUGAUGACUCUUUGAGGCACAAAGCAUGCUAUCAUCCCAAGUCCCUCUUCUAAUUCCUGUUUGGUAAUGAAAUCAUCAUGCUCCAUCCAUUGACUGACUUUCACAGAAACUGUUGAAAUAUCACAAGAGAAAAAUCACAGUAAUUCCACCCUUUGCAACUGGACCUAGAUCUAAUUACAAUGAAUUAUAGUGAGAAAUCUUUGGUUCAAAAGAAUUAGACACAAUGGCUAGUAGUUAAAGAACACAACUAUUUUAGCAUUAAAAUAACUCUGAAUAUUAAGCAUUUUAGAGGAGUUUUCUUCAUAGUGAAUAAGUAUGUUUAAAAUAUUUAUUUAUUUAUUGUGCUGUUCUUACACAGUUAAAUCCCUUCGGUUUACAAGUACGAUUUCUAGCCUCUCAAUCUCAUGUCAUUACACAGAAUUUUUAGUAACCUACUUACUUAAGAUGCUGUUUUGUUGGGGGAGGUUGUCACUGUAUUUGAAUAGAUGUAAUUGAAAGGCUGAGUGGAAGUAAGACAUACAAGUCUACAUAAAAAGCGUGUCUCAGUCAGGCGGCAUUGAUGGGAGCUAAUAAUACCCAAAUUCAGACAAAUAUCCCACGUAAAAAGCAAAUGAAACUAAUUUAACACCACUAAGUUUAGAGAGACCUUCCAAGUGAGCUUUGAUCUUUAUUUUUUUAUAUAAAAUAAAAUAGGAGAAUCAAAAAGGAAACAGACUAGGAUGUUGACUGGAAAUGUGUACAAUAGGUAUGAACUUCUAAAACUCUCUGCAGGACCUAUACCUUGUGAUUAUAAAGUGUUCUACUUCUCUUUUAGAUGUGCAUUAUCUACAAUUCCAUAGAACUGUCCUAUAAAGCUGUCAACACAUUCUCACUGAGGAAUAUAGUGGCAUAGUGUAAAGUUCAUAGUAAAGUUCAAAUAUCUGUCAUUAUCAGUUUAUGUUUCACAAAUAUUAACACCCUCAUUUUUUACUGUUAAAUUCUUAUUUGUAAAUAGUGAGUGUUUUAACAUUGCCUUUUUAAACAAGGCAGAAUCGUCCUCAUUUUGAUGUACAUUAUAGAAGCUAUAAAUAUGCCACAUCUCAAAAAGCUAUACAGUCUAUUGAGUUCUUUGCUGCUCUCAAGAAGACUGCAUAAUUAAGGCUAAAGAGCUGCAGGAUAAAAUUUAUGUAAUAAUACUUUCUUGUAUCAUGCCCUACAUAAGGGAAUUUUAAAAUAUUUUUCAAGAUUUAAUGCAUAAAGUACAACAACACCCUUUGCGUGUCUUAAUGCUAGUGACCAGAAAUGAUCAUUAAGCUAGCCAGCAAAUUGCUAUUUGUUCUUUCUUGUAUACAAUUCUAAAGAUUGAGAAAAUGAUUUCAAAAACUUGAGUAUCACAAAUAAUUUGUUCUUGUUGAUUGUAGCUUGAUUUUUUCUCUUUUGAUCUUGAGAAUAUGAGUUUGAAGAAGUAGAAUCAUACUGUGUAGGUACAAACCAAUCGUACAAGGUUGCUUCUGUUUAGUGACUGUAUAGGUUAAAAAAAAUCCCAAACAACUCUCUUCCCUUGCUCCCCUCCAAGAACCCUAAAAUGAGUUCACACCCUGUCCAUCCAAAUUACAGACAGUAAUAACUAUUUGACCUUAAUUAAUAUCCUUUCUGUAGUUAUGCAAAAUAAAAAAUAUAGAGUCAAUAAAGAACUAGUAGUGAUUUCUAGGAUUAUUUUCUGCUGUAAUCCAGCAUCAUUUAUUUAAAAAAAAUAAAAAAACAAGUUUGAAUACUACCAAACACCUUUGUAGUUCACAAAAAUUCCAUUUCUUAUAUCACUGUAGCAAACUUCUGGUCUAGAACAGAGCUAUUAAAUUGCUCCACUUGCAAAAUCAUAAAGUGAAUCAGCAAUGUCUUGGAACUGCAUAUCUUUACUUGUUUGUACAAGUGCAAUAGCAAUAACUGGGGCAAUUCAUGGCAGCAUGCUGUCACUCUGGCUAGGUUUUCUCUAGUCCUAAGGAUUCAGCUAUGAACCGAGAGUUCUUGAAUAACUCUUGCCAUUUGUUGUCAUCCUGGGAAAAGCAAGAAUAUUGUUGAAUAUGAAGAAAAUAAACUACUUUGUCCUAUUAUUAGUUUUUUUAAAAACAAGGAUUGUCAAAAAGUGUAUGACUUGAUUUAGCAAUAGCGCAGAAAAAGAGAAGUAGACUUUGAAGUUUAGGCACAGGAAAUCUAUUAUAACCUUCAGUUCUGAGAGAGAUAUUUUAUCUCUGUUGACAACAAAAGCAAAUAAUUUCACCGGGAGAAUUUAUUACCAGUGAACUGUGCAAAUAUUAAAAUUCCACUAUGACCCUAAGUCAGAGAAGAAAAGUGAAAGAGGAAAAGAUCAACUCUUUGAAUAAUGGAAUAUGGAAACACGACAUUUCUCUGAACUCAUGAACUGGUUCAUUUUACGUGCCAAGAGCAAAUCCCAACAGCUCUCCAGAGAGGAAAGGUCCCACCGUAUCCACACACCACAGAGGGAAUGUCAGUUUGAGUCAGAGCACAGUCCUGUCAGUGGUGGCAGCGUUAUUUCAGGGCUUUGUAAUGACUAAGAUGUUGAACUUCCUAUCAGCCAGCUGACCUAAGAUAACCCAGCAGGCAGGUCAUUAUCUGCCUAGUGCCCACUCUGUGCAGGAGGAUGAAUCAUUUUCUCCUUGUAACAGUUACCACAGCUCAGGAUACGCCCUGAAACAAGUCACUAGAAAAGCAACCACAAGCAGACAGUCCCCUGCUGAGCUUGUCAGCUUUGGUGCCCACCUCUUCUUCAUUAGGUAGCUUCACAAAUAACCAUACCUCCUAAACAUAACGCUAUGCUGAUGAAGCUGAUGAUUGGGAGGAAAAAAAAUCCUCUACCUCUCAACUCUCUCUCUCUGGCCCACCUCUUUCCUAGGGAGUGCCGUGUCCUUAAAGUUUAAAAUGGAUUUUUGGUUCUUGGUGUCAUAAGAGAUUUUCUCUAGAGACAAUUAAGUAAGGAAAAUUAAACAUUCUGUGAGCAGAGGGGCUGAUUUCUUACAGAUUUGCAUCUCGUGGCAGAAUUCCCUACUAUCUAAUAAUCAUGUAAAUGCCAAUGUAAGCUUUUUCAGUAGCUGAAGCAUUCCUCACAGGUGUUCGCUACUUCAUUUCUCUGCAGUCUAACAAGAACCAAAAUUCACGCCUUAACCUUUCUUGGGAGGAAGAAUGUAUAGAGUAGCUGAUGUUGUGGAAAGCAGUAGGGCAGCAUUAUGUGACAGUCCCUCAAAUCUCUGUCUUUUGUCAUUUUGCAACUUCUGUCUUAACAGUUAUAACUGACCAGUAUUUUCAGAAUUAUAAACAAGGAGGGCAUGAGAUAAUAUAACCUUGAUCUUAGAGGAAGAGGACAAAAAGCAAUAUGCUUCUCUAAGUUUUAACAAAAGCUUCAACAGUACCAGUUUUUAGGCUGAUAAAAAGGGGCUGUUCAUUAUUACUUUUAUUUUUAAUUACCUUCCACAAGCUAUUGUGAUUCCAAGCUCAAGAUGGUUCUCAAGUUCUGUGAGCCAAAUAUCCCAAUGAGAAUAUUAUGAAUUCAACUGAAAUAAAGAAAAAACUGAAAUAAUCUGAGAAGUGUUCAGCCUAAUAUUUGAAGGGUGAAGAAUGGCAAUUAUUUUAUGUACAGUUCAGCUAAACAGUUUGGAUUUGGUGUGUGUUAUUAAAAGGACAGUAAUUUUCUAAUAUAUAUAAACUUGUGUAUGAAGAUUCCCUAGCAGACUUGAAAAUAAAUACUUUAAAUAGAAAUGAUAUUGAACUACAAAAAUAAAUUUAAAGGGAAAAGUAGCAUUUCAGAAAAGGGCAACAAGAAAUAUUAGUUUUGCCACAGCAAAUUUGUAAUUCUACAAUUCACUUGCUUGGAGAAUGCAAACUUGGGUGAUACAAACUGUUUUUUCUUCUAGAUACAAUUUCUAUGAUACUGGAAUUUUAGUCCAAGAUCAAGGUUGCUAGCUCAUAGUAAUAUAACCAAAGAACAAAUCAACUGUUUCAUGUUGAGAGCUGCUAGGAGAAGUUUGUUUACACCUGUGUUCAUAUUUUCAAACAUUCACUUUGCUUAACAAGGUGUUCACAUAGAGUUGUUAGGAUCAAGAAACAGGGAGGAAACUACAUCAGUAAAACAUGUAUUUUUCAAAAACUACUAUCAGUCAUCUUCUUUUGAACUCAUUCUGCUUCUAGAAAUAAUAAAAUGUUUAAAAUUCAUCUGGCUGGGAACUGUUGGGAUGCAAUUUGAGAACACUGCUGUCAUUUCCACAGCAAAAAGUGGAAGUCAUGAGAAAAAAAACAAACCUACGACUUUUCUUCUUCACUCUACUGAAGUAUUUGAAAUGCUCACCUGGCUCUGGCUACUCUUUCCCUCCCAGCUGCUGUCUGUGCAGGGACUGGCACAGCACUUGCUGGGCAGCGGGGCCAGCAGAGCUGAAUGAAGGGUGGCAGCUGCUGGGCACAGCACCAUGCAGGAGCCGAAUGGGAAUGUCAGUUUCUUGAAGGAAACUGGAUGGCAUUUCCACAUCCACGUCCUUUCUAGGAAAUUCAUGAGCCACUUCAAAGCAAAUAUUGUUUUGUUGGAUGUACGAAGUUAUUGCUUGUAAUUUUGUUGCUUUACCUCUUGGGCUUUGACUAUCCUUCUCUCUUAUGGCACCUCAGGUGACAUCAUGAUCAACUUUGUCUUACAGAGAACCUCUAUAACAAACUACACCUGUGAGAUAUGAAUGACCACUGCACCAUUUCUGCAUCCAACCUAUCAUUUCAGCCCUUAAGUCUUUUAUGAUAGCAACUUCCACAGAAAAAUAAAUGCAAAAAUCAUUGGAUGACUCUUUUGAGCAUGUUAACAUUCUCUGGUGCCUGGCAUCAGCUGCAGCCUUUUCUCUCUGUGAGGCACAAACACAGCAGCUGAACUUGCGAAAAAUAAUGUAAGCGGUCUCACAGAGAUCUAGUUUCUAGUGACUUCAUAUUAUACCACCAAUGUGCAGAGUACACUCUACAUGGUAAAGCUCCGUCCACAGUUCCCUCACCACUGUCCCGUGGGACUCCAAAGGCAUCCUUCUCUGUAUGCAACACAGUGUUCCAGAUCCAGAAUUGCCAGUUCAUUUUUAAAAGCUUUCCAGGACAUCACAUUUUCAAAUGUUAAAAGAAGAAAGUCUUAAAAGACAUAACCCAUGGGAUUCACAGUGUUAUAACCUCACUUUUAAGAAAAGAUUAAGAGGUUGCACUUCCUGGCCUGAAAACUUACAACUUGACGGUAUUCACACUGCAACGUGGGAUGGAGACUCCCAGGGGAACCUGUUUUGUAGUAGCUGUGAAUGUUAUCCUGAAUAUGUCUAUUUGAGAAAUAAAUAGUUCUUCAAAGGUCUCCUCUUGAAAAGGGCAAUCCAUUUAAAUACCUUGUAGGAUUUGGACUAGGGUGAUUACAUACACCUAGGAUCUCUACCUUUAUUCCUGUGAAGCCUGUAACCGAAACUUCAAGAUGGUAUCUGUAGUCUUUAAAGAUUUUUUUUACUCCUAAGCUUGAUCUGUUUGACUUCAAAUGGCAGUACUGGUUAUAAAUUAUUCAUGAUUCAUAGCUGUUUCUUCUGAGACAUGAUCUUCACACUAAGCAUCCUCUUCAUCUCUCUUCUCGCCUUCAGGCCUGUUGCAUGCAUGCCUCUGGCCUGUCUUUUACUCUUGGUAUUACACAGAAUUUCAGAACACCAUUUCAUUGUUUGCCAUUUUUCAUAUUUUCUCUCUUUCUCUCUCACUAUCCCAAUCUCCACAUUUAUUUACUAUUUUAGCCAUAACCUAGUUCCUUCAGCUUCUUUAUUUCUUUAUUUCAUUUUGUUCUCUGACUUUAAAAAUCAUUCUCCCCCACUUUCUAACAGCUAAAGAGAUUCUGGGUUUAACAGCAUCUUUUUCUUUCCUUCAACGAUUGUACUUUGGACUUGAUGUCGAUAAUAUCCUGCUAGAAAGUUCAAGAGCUUAAAAUACACCCAAAUACACUUGCCAUCUCCUUUGUUAUCAUAUAAAUAACUCUUUAUUAGCGCUAGUUUAUUCCAUUUCAUUUCCUCACCAAUCACACCUUAGACUAUUUUGCAACACCUACUUUUGCCAGCGGAUGUUUCUGCUGUUACAUGUUAGCUAUGAUUGUGAACAAGAUUAAUCUGCACAUUGCUGAAGGUUUUCACCUGGUUUCUGCAAGACAAAAUGCUUAGGAAACCAGAAACAGUUUGGAAUUUGCACACAGAGCAGGCACUGUCCUCAGGCAAACCGAUAGCAGGAGAAUAAAGAAACUGUUUACCUCUCAAACAUUAGUCUUUUCUAGAGCAGUAUCUCAAACUGGAAAACAAACAUUUGUGAUAUUUUUAUUUAGAGUUGUUCUAAGCAGUUAUAAAAACCCACAAGUAUUAUUCAGGACAAGCUUUUAAAAGUCAGGUGUGUGUCACUGUAUGUAAUAUAGUUACGUAAUAUAUUACUUGUAUAUGUAAUAUACAUAACCACAUCCUGUAUAUUACAUAAAGAAAUUACCUUUAUUAAGCUCAGUUUGUGGAAAACUGUAACUUUAGAGCUCUAAGUACCAGUAGUCUCCAACUAUCUUGAGGCAGAUGUGAACCUUCCUGAAACACAUUAACAGGAGUAACCUGGUCCAAUUCAGCCACCUGCAUAUACAGCAGAAGAGAAGUACAGCUCAUGUGGCAGAGAAUGGAGCUGUGUGAGACAGCACGUACUGCUCAGAAAGUAGGUGGGCAACAGAUAUACAUUCACAGGAAAAGAGAAGGCUGUUUUUGCCAUGCCUUGAACAGACCAUAGAAGACAACGAAAACUGUUUUGUUAUUUUAAGGAAUGUAGAUCUCUGUAAUAGCCAAAUACAGCACUUUUUCAGGUUUUCUGUAUUUCGGAUUACAAAACUGAUUUCUUUUGAGUUGCACUCAUAGAUCAAAAGGUGUUUUUCCAACCAGUCCAAACUGGGUUUACUCUGCUAUGUGGAAGAAUUUUACAAACCAAAAUUCUGGUUAGGACUGAUGAAAUGAGCUUAAACAGAUACAUGCAGACUUGUAUAAAACAGAAUAUAUGUUCUCCAAAACAACUAAACUCUGAGCAUGAACUAAGCAUAGGUUAUUUUAAUUCCUGGUUUUAUUUCUGAGAGUUAAAUGCAACUGAACUCUAUUUGUAGAAGUUCAAUGCAACUACCUCAAUUUCAAUUCUAGGCAGCCACAUCUUAACAAUUAGAGGAAAAAAGAAAAGCACAAUUCCAUCCUCCUUUAAAAAGACCCUAACACAAUCUACGUAGACCUAUCACUGUUGUGACUGCAAAUAUCUUGGGGAGGAUUCAAAACUCAAGUGGCUUUAUAGGUUACAGGCAUAGGUGGGAAGCUUCAUUAUAUUUGAUAGUCUAAGAAACCAGUAAUUCUUCCAGGCAAGUGUUUUAGACAGUAACAUGACAUCACAUAUAAGUAGAACAGAAAAAUGACCAGCCCAUAAACGCGUAGUACUGAUGCUGGAAACCCUGAGAGCAGCUAUGUUUGGCUGCAGGUUCAGUAAGGUGCUGUACAACGCCAGCAGAAAGAGCACAGGGUCACUUUACUCUCCCAGUGUACAGACAGACCACACAUUGCUACAUACAGAUAGGGAGAUUACCACGGCAAUCACUAUUAUAAUUUAAAAAUAUAUAUAUCAAUUAACACUAAAACUUCACAAAUAGUUACAAAAGUGUAUUAUUCUCCUCCCUUCCUUUCACCUUACAGAUGAUACCCGUACACAGACAUGUUCAAGACUCAUUCAAACAGCAGCUCCGUCUGGUGGAGCCACUUUCCGUGUUCAUCAGAUAGUGUAGAUGAAUACUAAGAUAUGCACUGGAAUUCCUACACAAAUAAUAGCAAAUCUUAAACAAGAAGCUAAUGUUAGAGCUCAGUUUAACAAGGUGUAUGAACUUCCUCUCUUCCUACCUGCAUAUCCAGGUAAACAACAGGUUUCUGAAGAACCGCAUAUGUCAAAAAAGUAGAAAUGGAAAGAUGAUUGAGAGGAUUCCAUGCAGAAUUCUGCAAGCUUUCUAACAUUAAAAGACUUUAUGAUAAAAACCUGGAGUCUUACGCAAGAGAAUUAUAUUUUGCUGUGUAAUUUCAUUUUAAGUCAAUACUCAACAGAGGCAAAUAACAGAAGUUUAAAAUGCACUUAUAUAUUGCUGCCAGCUGUGUCUGUCAUUGAUAAAAGAAACAGAAAAUUGUGGGCUGUCUCUCUUAAUGGCAUAAUCACUACCUGCUUUAUGUACUUACUUACAUUUUAAUUAACUACUAAAUGAAUGAUUUGGUUAUACUUCAACUACAUAAGGGUAUACUGUAAGCAUCAGGAAGUUCAGAAUUACCAUAAUUAUUCAAGAACCCUUAUCAUUUAGUGGUUAGCCAGAUUCUGAAUACGGACGAGUUUUCCAGAGGACGUUCCAGGGAUACAAUCCUAGAUGACAAUGAAAUAAUUUAAAUCUCAUGCAUAUGUCACCUUUAAUACGCUUAUUUUUUUGUAAGCAUGAGGGUUUUUAUUCUUUGCCAAAAUUCUGUUUUCUUAAUUUUCUUAUAAUCCCUAGGUGUCACCUUGCUUCCGUGGUGUAUAAAAAACUUUAUCAAAGCAUACAGUUUGCUUUCUUCUGGUAACCCAGAAACGUGACAAGACAUGAACAUCACAAAACCCAAUGAAGUUUGUUUGGUUUGUAAUUUAAGAAAAAAAAAUGUUUGGGAAAAUGCUGAAAGUUUCAGAAUAAUUCUUAUAGUACUGAUCAUGGGCUCUGAUUUUAAAUAGGAAUGUUUGAGAGUUUAUUUUGUUUUGCUUCUUUGCAUGACUAUGCUUACAUGAUUAACUUCUAGUAUCACCAGAAACAGAAUAAUAAUAAUGAUCAAACAUUUUUGACUUGUGUGUGAGAAGCCAAAUAAGAAUUAUUCUAUAGCAAGUUAAAAUCCAAACCAUUAAUUUUAUGUAAUUACAUUGUAUAUUUCUUUUCUUUUUCAACCACUCCCAUUAAACAUUUCUAUGUAAGUUUAGAGCAGAAUCUGCCAGACAUUGUUGAAGCACAUAGUGUACACGUGUCCCAGAGAACCUCUACAUAUGGAAAGAAGGGUUCAGACAAGAGUAACACCCAUCCUACCACCCUACAGCUGCUCAGUGAAAGAGCUGGGACCACACCUGAGAUAUCAUGCCUGCUGCCUCACUGUCCUAAUCAAUAAUCCACACUGCUGCUUUGAGAUUUUUUGAGGGCUAUGUUGUUUUCCAACAAGCCACUUUACUUUUUACUGUAUAUCUUUGUUGGGCUUUUAUGCUCAAAGUUGUCUUUUAUUACUGAGCUGCCCCCUAGCUCUCUAAAGCCCAUGACAUUUAGUAGAUGAUCACACUGAGCUCUAAAGUAAGUUGGGUUUGAUCUCUACUACUCUUACUCCUUGAUAUUUUGCCUGCCAGGAUCUCACACCCGGGUGAGUUUUAGUCUUUUCUUGGUUAAUUAGACCGGUUUUCUGGGGGGAUAAAACUAAAUAUUUGCUGAUGAAAUCUUCUAAAUUUUUUAAAAUAAUAAAAAAAUGGAAUUGAAGUACUAAAAAAUAAAAUAAAAUAGUGCUGGAAGUCAAGCAACAAAGCAUGUUAUAUUCCUCCCAGCAUCCCUCGGGCUCCUUGUUUAUGUACUAUCUUUCUAGUAAUCUCCCUGUGCAUUCAGUGGAAGCGAGAUACUGGUGUUCAAGUGGUACUUUCUUGUAUAAAUAUUUCUUCUGCUGGGGGCUUCAGACAGAAUGAAUGUGAAAUCAGUAGCUCCCCUGCAGAACUUUGCCUUCAUGCAGUCAUGUCUUCUCUCCUCAGGAGAGGAAGAAGAAGAAAACAUCAAGUUUUAUUGCAGCCUCAGGUUAUGCAAUACUGUCUCCUGGCUCUGAAAAUAACUGAAAACAUCAAGAUCAAAGAUUGAAUGUACUUUAUCCUCAGAUUCCCCUUCUCUCAGAAUAAAGGCUUUCACAGGAAUUCUAGAAUGACCUUUGCCAUGCAAGACAACAUAUAAAGAUGUAAAAGCAAAUCCGAGAAGUGCCAUUUUAUGAACUGUAUUAGUGCUGUGCAGUCAUUUCAGCAACCAGAACAUGCACAAAGCUCAUUAAAGAGUACUAAUUUCAAGGGAGUUUUCUAACAUGUCUAUAAGCCUAUUGUUAUUUAGACCAAAAAUAUUAAAUACUUCCUUCUCUUCUAUUAUUGUGUUCACCAAGUAGGCCUGUAUCUAAUUUUAAACCAGUUCUGAAACAUUAGGAAGCCUACAGUCAAGUACAGAGAUGGCAUGCGGGCCUCUUGAUCAGUCUGUACAGGAGUGUUUCUGACCACAGACUCAUCCACUGACCACAGUCAGAGCCCUCAUGUCUAAUAUCAGAUUAGCUGAGAUGACAUCAUGAAGGUAAUUGGUUCACCUAAGAUCUGACUCCCUUUGGGAGCUGCCUGUCACUUUUGACUGACCAUUUGCUUUGAACUUUGUUAUUUUGGGUACUUAAUGUUAGCAGCUUUUAACCCAGGCCUCAAAGUGCCACCUUUAACUACAUUCUCAUUUUUACAUCUUACAUCUAUCUUAUUAUCCCACAGUCCAUUUUCACACAAAUCCUUUGCAUAGUUGUCUAGGAAAUCUAAAUAUGUAGACCCAUGAUAUGGUAUAAAUGUUGUGCUUUAGCACCCUGUAAAACAAAAACAGCCACCAUUUUGUGCUUUUUUCCUUGAUGCAAACUGCUGAAAAUUUCAACAGGAUAAAAUUUACAUAGCUUUGAUAAUUGUUAUUUCAUCAUCCUGAUAAUGCAUUUAAUCUGGAGUACCACGGAUGUGAUGUACUUCACAUUUUGAACUAUAGAUUCGAACCAGUUAUUUCCAUUUCUCACUGUAUGUAACAGCAGGCAGGGUUGGAUGUUGCCAGGAAAUGGAUAUACCAUCUGGAUACCUUGAAAUGAAUGAACUAUAAUAAAACAUAUUUCUUAUUUGCUCGCGUUGGUGAUUUCACCAUAUCUCAAACCCCUUAUUAUAAAAAUAAUAGGCCAAAUACUUCAAAUUAAUCAAAUAAUUGUUCUAAACAUGCACAGAACCCUUGGUUAUAAUGCGUCAUUUUUUUGAAGCAGAUAGCCUUUCCUUAGGUAUUUAGAUAACAAGCAGACAUUCUAAAGAGCCAAGGACACAGGAUGCCUGACUGUGUCAGGCACAGCAAGAUUUCUAACAGAACAGCAUCCCAACUGGUUGUGUUGCCUGGAAAUUGUGGCUCUCUACUUUCUCAUGUUACUUGAGAUUUCUGUCAUAUUAUCUCUUUGCUCCAAUUUUCUAUCACAGUAAGUCAAACAGGCUAUUUAGAGACCUAACCCCUCCUAACCAUUCUGAGAUGAGACACUGAGCUUCCAUCCUGGGUUGAUGGUUCCUAGGCAUGAAGGGAGUGGGAAAGCGAGCAGAAGGUUCUAUAAUUUGCAGAUUAUUUACACGCCGGAGCAUAAUGGUUCACUCACAGCAGUUGCAACCUAUUACAUCACGCUGCUGCCACAUCUGAACACUAAUCCUGCACAAUCAAAAUCCUCCUGUGUUUGCUAAUGCUAAUGUAGUACUUUAGCUGUCUUCAAAAACAAAAAGAUCAGUUAUUUUUAAUUAUGUCCUAAACUAGGAAAAAGCCAUAUGUAAAUAUGUAACAUUCAUUUGCCCCUCAAACUUCUAGUAGUCACAGAUGGAACCUUAGAAACACACCCAAGUUUACCUUCAAUUCCUCAAUACAUUUCCACAUACUGACAUUUUUCAGCAACAGAAAAUUCUUAGGCUGAAUCUUGUCUCUGUGAAUUCAAAGGGAAGGUUGGAACAACAAUAAUAGAUUUUAAUUACUGUCUAGUGCCAUUACAUUCUUUCCUCCUAUAAUUAGAAACUAAUGAGAAGUGGAACACAUUCUGUCAAAUGAACUGAGAAAACAGCACUUCAAGUGAAAUGAGUGGCCAAGGACCAAACAAAAUCAGAAGUGUCAGGCAGAAAGUCAUGUCAUACAUAAAGAAAUUGCAUUUGCUUGGAUGGCUGUAAUGAUUCAUCUCAUUUUGCAGGAAUUUCAUCAGCUGGCCUUGUCAUUUCACACAAACAUAAACUAAUUCCAGUUUUCUUCUCCUGUUCCCGCAAGAAAUCAAGGUGUUUGAUGUCAGACACAUUCACAUGGAGGGAUACACCUUACUCCUUAAAAACAGGAAAAAAUCAAAUUUCCUCCUAUCCCCAGCCCUCCUCCCUGCUGUGCAAUGCAGUUAGGAUUCAUCCUUUGGAAUGUAAAUUGAAAACCAGGCUUGCAGCUAUCUGAAUCCCAGAGAUAAUCUUAUAUAAAUGGACUAUAGUGCAAGCUUUGUCAAAGACUUAAUAUUGUUUUACCUCAUUACAUAAUAAAGCUAUAAUCAUGGCUUAGAAACACAUAUAUAGAAUUGAGGUGAAAUCACUCAGUACAGUUGCUGUGUGGUAUCAGCACUAACCACCAAUUGCCCCAUUCUUUCUGUGAAGUCCAGGCAGAGCGAGUGCCAGCAGUCAGGUGGAGAACUGCACUGUGCUUCAAGUCUGCUGCACACAAAUAUCUACAAUGCCGUGGCAGAUUUUCUUUCUUUCUCUGCCCUAAAGGCUAAAUAUUCACUGUAUUUUAUUUCACAUCAUGACUUCCCUAUGACACAAUAGUGGUAUUUUGCUGCUAAACCUCAGAGAGAAAGAGAUUGUCAAGCAUUUUUUAAAAGGAAGAGACUUUAUUAUAUUUUGAAACUGUCUAGUCCUUCUGCAGUCUAAAAAUGAGUGAAUGAGAGAACAAAACACUGUGAAGGAGAGAAACAAUGAAAAGGGCAUUUGGCAAAGCAUGAGCUUAUGGGAAGGUCUCAUGGUCACAUAUCUGGGGGACAGCGUUCUUUCUGAUCUUGCCUUUUCCCUAGACUUUUCAUUUCUGGCUGUGGACACAAAUAAAUCUCAUAAAUAUCAGCUUGUGAUCAGGACUGUGAUCAAAUUUCUGUCCUGUCUUUAUGGAAACUCACUCAUGCGCCCAGUGAUCAAAUACUUCAGUCAAAAUUAUUUUCUUGUGAUAUAUGUAAAAACAUAUUGUGCUGGAGGAGCUAAUAUCAUCUCCCAUAUGAUGAAUGACCCAUUUUAGAAAUACUGUUUCAUUAGUACUGAACUAGACAGACUUAAGAACUUUCUGAUUUGUUAGAAGAAGAAAAAAAUUAUCAAAAAUAGGUCACCUUAGGUUUUUUAUGAGAUAACCAUUUGAAUAGGUUAGAUCUGAAUCCUCAUAGAAAAUUGUGUAUUUUGGAAAAAAAAAAAUCCGGUUUUGUUAUAUCAUUGCAGCAGUGCAAGGGAUCUCACUGAAGCACAUUUUCAGGCUCUGUACCCUCCCCAAGACAGUCAAUGCCAGCAGGAUUCCAAAUACAAGCACUGUCAAGGCAAGAAGAAAGAUGGGGACAAGAGCCAAAUGAAGAUGCAUUGGGACAAAUACACUAAUCUUAACCUAUUUAUAUGAUUUUUCAUCCACAAUUGAAGCUGCAUUGUGCAGCAUAGUCCACAGCCUGACAGUGGCCUGGUUUGGGACAGAGAGGCCUGAUUCUGCUCUCCCUUUCUCCCAUUGUCCCUUUAUCUUUUAUCCUUUAAAUAUGGUUAAUUCAGACCGAGAGUUUACUUUGAGUACAGUGAACUUACAACAAAGCUCCUACCUUUAAGAAGGUAUUUAUAGAAAUCAUGUUACUAUUUUAAUGGUUUCCAUGUACCAUAACUAAAACCGCAAAACCACAUAUUUUCCAUUAAACUAAUACGUAGCUGUUCAUUCUUUAAAAAAAAAAAAAAAAAGUAAAUAAAAAAAAAAGAGCAGUGUGGUCUUUGCCUAACCGAAAAUGUUGGCCAUGUUAACAGUAAAAGAGAGAGAGAACAAGGAUGUAUCUAUUAGUUAUUCAUGAGGAAAAGAAGGUAAAUUCUGCUGCCACAGUUGUUCUUCAUUAACAAUUUAUGCAGUUUAUACUCAUCACUUGUACCACAAACUUAUUGUUACUUGAGCAAUUUUUCUUUAGUUCUUAAAAGUGCUGUUCUGUUAACAGAGCCAUAGUUUAUAGUCAGUUAUGCCAUUGGAGUGUUUGUAUAAGCAGUUAACAGGAGAAUAAUCAGUGAUUUUCAAGAUUGGGUUUUCCACUGGCAGACUUGCAAUCGCUUCUCAUUUCUAUUCUGAGGUGACGGUGCCCUCGUGUGGCACGAUAUUUUCUUUUUUCUUCUUCCCCCCCGCCCCCCCCCCAAUAUAUAUGUUUACAUGAGUUAAUUUUGAGAAAAUGUUCCAUUUUCUACCUAUAUUUUCAUAUGGCUCUGCAAGCAAAUAUUUUAAAAGUUCUUGCUCUUUUCUAUAUGGUUUCUGUGAAAAAUCAGGAGAGAAAAACCCACUGGAAAUCUGGAGAG